Molecule: messenger RNA, 543 nt
Organism: Colletotrichum navitas
Lineage: Eukaryota; Fungi; Ascomycota; Sordariomycetes; Glomerellales; Glomerellaceae
Exons: 2
Coding region: 1-543 (180 amino acids)
Molecular function (GO): monooxygenase activity; FAD binding
Source: RefSeq, a predicted model, not a curated record
AUGAAGGUAAUCAUCGUUGGUGCUGGCGUGGCAGGGCUAUCCGCCUAUCUGCAGCUCAAGAAGCUGCUACCCAGGUCUAUACUGGAGGACAUACUGGUUUUCGUCGUUUCGAUAGUAGGCAAAAUCAUCGCGCUGACCCCGACGGCGUUGCGACUUUUGCGCUACAUUGACGAGGGCCUAUACGAUCUGUUCCAAUCCAUAGGCUACCAGAAUGAGACUUAUCGCUUUCGAACCGCGCGAGGCCAUCCUCUCGCCACAACAGCCACCGAAGACGGCCGGGGCCCGCGUGAACACACCGUGUCGUGCCCGCGGGCCAUGCUGCGAGAUUGUCUCUUGGAAAUCGUCGGAGAACACAACGUACAGUACCGCGAGGUGGUUGCUGUACAUCUGAGCGGCGGUACUAGGCCCAUCGUCCGCUUCGCCGACGGUCGAGAGGAGAGCGCCGACCUGGUGCUUGGCGCCGAUGGCGUACGAAGCGUUGUGAAAAAGGCCAUCUUUGAGCCGGCUGAAGAUGCUACUCUUUUGUCACCACAUUACGAGUAA